Mytilus californianus (California mussel) is the source of this 7093-nucleotide messenger RNA. RefSeq names its product ranBP-type and C3HC4-type zinc finger-containing protein 1-like. Bases 175 to 2850 code for a protein of 891 amino acids. Gene Ontology annotation, molecular function: ubiquitin binding; ubiquitin-protein transferase activity. Gene Ontology annotation, biological process: protein linear polyubiquitination; proteasome-mediated ubiquitin-dependent protein catabolic process. The transcript has 14 exons. The record is from RefSeq and is a predicted model, not a curated record. Gene Ontology annotation, cellular component: LUBAC complex. NCBI's taxonomy places the organism in Eukaryota, Metazoa, Mollusca, Bivalvia, Mytilida, Mytilidae.
UUACAUAUACUCCCUUUAUGAAAUGACAUCACAGUCAGAGUGAGAGAUCGACUAUCAUAAAUUUGUAAAAGAGAAAGAAGUCAGAACUAACAUUGCAUUCCUUUGGUUCCUGUACUGUUUUGUUAUUGGAAUAUGACUCACAGGAAGACAUAGUUAAUUUCUCAGCAUGUGAAAAUGAGAUGGAAUUCACCUGUACAUGGAGUGAAGAAAGAGCUGUUACAAAAGGACUACAGUGAAGGUGGAUUAAAAUUGAUCAACCUAAGCUCCUUUAUCACAACCCUCAAAUAUACAUGGGUUAUAAAACAUUUUCAAUCCGACUAUACACCAAGAACACCAGCAAUUACCAUAAACCUAAAUCGACUUAUAGACAAAUCAUUGGAACACAAUGUAAAAGAGUCUAAAGUUUGGCAUGAGUUCCAUUUGAAUGAUCAGGGGAAAAAAAGAUCAUUUGUUUUACAGUUCCAGAAAGGACCUGAGUUUGAUGAGUUUUAUCAGAAACUUCAGAAUGUCAUCAUUACUCUGAAUGCUUGUAGAGAAGGCAAAGCAACAACAAAUAAAAAAUAUAUUUUAGUAGGAUUUAAACAAAAAGAAUCGAAAGAGUUUAUUCAGACAGUUUAUAAAGAAGGCCACUGCUUAAAAGAAAUAGGCUCAGCAGAAAGUCGAAACAGUGCUUUUUCUAGUUCUUCAAGCAGUUCAAAAAAUUCACCAUCAAACUUUUACACCUCCCCUCCUUUUUUGCCAAAACCAUACACACCUAAUUCACAAUUUACAAGAGUUACUGGCUUAGAAGAAGUACUGGAAAGAAAUAAGAUUACAUGUUCUGCAACGUUGGAUAAAAAGACCCCUGAGGAAAAAUACUACAAAGAAAUAUAUGGUUCAUUAUCUGAACCUCCAUCAGGUCAGUCUCUUCUUAAAUCAAUUGAUGAAUCAGCUUGGACAGUAGUUGCCAGAUCAGAUAUUGGUGGUAGAGAAACAAUUAAAGGGCACAAGCAAACUUGCAAAGAUCUGUCUGAUCAGGAAGAAAAUUUGGGAUUCUUACAAAGUUUAAGAAUUACAGAAAUAGACAUAAAUACUAAAAAUAGUAAAAAUAUUGACAAGGAUAACAGUUCUAGAAAUCUUGGCCUAAGUGAGGGUUUCAACUAUACAGCUAUUGAUUUUGAAUGCACUGCUGAGACAAAAUCAAACAUUUUUGAGGAAAACAAUCUUUUAUGUGUUUGUGCUGAAAACCUUAGAAUGAAAUCAAGGCAAGAGCAAAACCAAUUGAAACAGUAUACACAACUGCUGCAGGCAGCCAUUAAUGAUGGGGACCAGGAAAAUGCUCGUCAGUAUGCUGAUUUUUUGGCAGCCAGUCAUAUUAAAGUGUCUGUGUUAUUAGAUGAAAGCAGUCUUAAUGAAGAAACAAAUGAUCAGGACAUCAAGAUAAAAGUUUUUGUUGAAGAUAAAGAUUGCUCUGGAGGAAGUUUGCUGCUCACUGUAAAACUUAAUGAUACAAUAGGAGAUCUUAAGGCUAAGAUGUUUUUUAAGCAUAAGUUUCCUGUAGAGGUACAGAAAUGGAUAGUUGGUAAAAGAAUACCAAAGGAUGAAGAGACAUUACAAAGACUUAGAGUAACAAAUGGUCAGACAGUAUUUCUGUAUCUUGUGUCUGCAAAAUCAGUAGGGCUUGAUAAAAAGCAUCGUAUGACAGUUUCAGGUUAUGUUGAUACUGUGAUGACUGAACCAGGUUUACCUCAGAAUCAAAUGAAGGAUUUGACAUGUUCUAAUGCAGAAAUGAUUGGAAAACCUUCUACAUUUCCAACUCCAAGAGAAUGUGUUAAAGCACCAGCCAAGAAACCACAGCCAGCAAGAGGAGAAACAACUGCUAGUGCAUUAGAUAAAUCAAUUGGUUGGCAUUGUCAAGCAUGUACAUUUUUAAAUCUUCCAACUCGUCCUGGGUGUGAAAUGUGCUCCCAACCUAGACCAAGAGAUUAUAAGAUACCUGAUAAUUAUGUCAUGUCCAAAGAAGAGUUAGAGAGAUUGCAAAGAGAACAGGAGGACGAGCGGAAAGCACAGCAGUUAGAACUAAAUAGAACCAGAAAAGAAGAAGAAGAAAGUCAACACAAUUUCCAGCAACUUUUGAGAACUGACCAUCAAAAUUUGGUUGCCAAUACUGACAAUUUUGAAUGUCCAAUAUGCUUUGACAGAAUUACAUCUGGAGGUGGUGUUAUCCUUAGAGAAUGUUUGCAUAGUUUCUGUAGGGAAUGCCUGAAGGGAGCUAUUAUACACAAUGAAGAGGCAUAUCUUAAAUGUCCUUAUCAUGACGACAGUUAUUCAUGUAAUGCAUCACUUCAGGACAGGGAGAUUAAAGCUUUAGUUCCUGUCGAUGUAUAUGAAAGAUAUUUGCAAAAGAGUUUAUCAACAGCAGAGAGCCAGGAGAUAAAUAGCUUCCAUUGUAAAACUCCUGACUGUCGGGGAUGGUGUAUUUAUGAAGAUCAUGUGAACUUCUUUAACUGUCCUAUUUGUAAGAAAGAGAACUGUAUGACAUGUAAAGCCAUACAUGAAGGAGUGAAUUGUAAAAAGUACCAAGAUGAUUUACAGUCACCUGCAAAUAACAAUGCAGCUGCUAAAAGAACUAAAGAGAUGUUAUACGACAUGGUUAAUAAAGGGGAUGCAAUGCAUUGCCCUCAGUGUAAAGUUAUAUUACAGAAAAAAGAUGGAUGUGAUUGGAUAAAAUGUUCAAUAUGCAAAACGGAAAUAUGUUGGGUGACAAAAGGACCAAGAUGGGGACCCAAUGGUCUAGGUGACAUAUCUGGUGGAUGUCGCUGUAGAAUUAAUGCUGAACCUUGCCAUCCUGACUGUAAUAAUUGUCAUUAAGAUAUGCUCCCUGCUUAGUGUCAUCUAGCAGCAGUGUUUAACUUAUUCAAGCUUUGCCAAGAGGAAUAUAAUUAUGAUUAUAUGUUGUUGUUUUUUUAAUUAUUUAAAUGUUUAACUCAAAAUGCCAAAUUGCUAUCAGGUGGCAUCUUUAGAAUAAAUAGUAUCUGAGACUGCUAGACCGAUUGAAGCGCAUCAGUUUAUUCUUUCUUCAAAGUGAUAUCGGAUUAGCUGAACCCAGGAGGCAUUUUUUUUAUAUGUGUAAAAGACAAUAUAUUCAUACAUGUCAUUUGACGUGCAAGGCAAAUAUGAUCGAUUGCUAGUCCGUCUCCCGUAAUUCGUCAACAUUAUUUGAAUGCACUUUUAACCAAACUGGGCAGGAAUGAGACUUAAGUCUUGUUCUUUAUUUGUUCCGACCAACGACCAAACAUAGGGGAAUUUACCCCAGACAAUGACGAUUGGUGAUAAAAAAAAUCAAUUUAAACCCCAUUUUCAUGUUCUCGGAAACCACAUGUAUUUGCCAAUUCUAACUUAACUCGACAAGGUCAAGUGAAAGUUUUGAUUGGAUGAAAUACAAAAUGUAUGUAACUGUCAGAGGCAAUAUUUAGAAUCGUGUUGCUCCUCUAAAGCUACAUACAAGUCAACAUAUUUAGAACUGUUGAGAAUUGACUAUAGGGAAGAACGUCCUUCCUUUUUUCGAAAUUUGUGGGAAAUCACGUUUUCAGUUUUGAUCUUUUAUGAUCAGUUUUUAAAAACAAGCUUCAUUUGGAACCGAUCGUGUAAAAACAAGUUUACAGAAGCAUGCUUUUCUUUCAAAAACGUCUUAGCUGAAACUCCGGUCUUGCUGUUUGCCACCUUAGCACAAAGAGGCGUUUGCGGUAUGCCACUUCAGCACAAAGAGACGAUUUUUUUUCGCGAUUUUGGUUAGGAAAUCCUGUAAAAUUGUGCUACACUGUCUAUAAUAUUCAAUUUCCAGUAAGAUUUUGACCUUGUGAAUGAAACAGGUCUUCUUUACAUGCCCUUCUAUGCCUUCUUUAUAACUCUACUCCUCUACCAGGAAAUUUUCUACCCAAGGCAUAGAUUACUUUAGCUGUAGACAAAACCUUUCAGAUUUUUGGUUCUCCUUGUACUUUUUUUACUUUUUUAAUUCGAGCGUCACUGAUGAGUCUGUCUUUUGUAGAUGAACCGCGCGUCUGGGCGUCCAGAAUAAUCAUGGUAUCUAAAAUGAGUUUAUAAACAGAAGUGAAUGUUCCUGUUGGAACACAUUGCUACAAAUAUUAAGUGACAUUCUGAGGAGAAAUUACAUGUUCUUCUUUCAACUGACAACAAAUGGGAAAUAAAUUUGUAAGAUCAUAUUUUAACUAAUUAUAAACAUUUGAAAAUCAUUGGAUCUUGGAGAAUUUUGUAUUCUUGGUAUGAAACUAUAGGUAUUGAAGCGAGCGAUUUAAAGUGAUGGGUGGUUGAGUUUCGUCCUUCCGUCGUCCUUUCAUAUCCUUAAUUGUAAUCUGGCAUACUUGGCCAUCCUCCUCUUCGCAUCAGUACUUUUGUCGUGCAGUGAGCCAAGGAACCAGAGCUACCAAAGUUACCGCUGAACGUGUUAAGUAAGUGUAAAAUAUAUGGGAAAAAAUUAUUUGUAUCACCAGUAAAUAAGAAGACGGCCAUUUGAUUCUGAAUAGAGCGCUUCUGAUUCUCUUUGGAAAAUUAAUUAAAUUAAAUUGAGAGGUUGUGUUAGACGCCUAUUUUAACACUAUAAUCUUUAAAUGUUCAUAAUAAUGGUCAGUUUCAAUCUUAAAUAAUUAUGGAAAGUUGUUUUUGGUGGAGGAAACCAGAAUCCCGGAGAGAACCACCGGUGGAAUCGAAAGGAAUACAGGCAAUCCUAGUCAAAUGAGAGCGGGGUAAGGCCUUUGCAUAUAAAAAUUCGGCCCUUGUAUAUAAAAAGACGGAAGAAGAAAUAUAAGAUGCCAUAUAAACAGAAAUUCUGUUCGAAUUGAAUAAAUGAAACGUCUUAGUGGAAAUAUACAAACUAGUCUUCAAGUAGAGACUUUUUGGUUGAAAAUUUGGCAUACUUUUCUGAUCAUUUAUUUCCUUUCCCCCCAUGUCAUAAACGACAUCUUUUGCUGUCCAUUGUCAUGUAGAUUUUUGAUUUAUAUAAAUGCCAUCAAUUUUGAAAACAAGGAUUUUUAGCUUCCAGUAGAAUUUUUUUUUUAAAUAUGCUCUAAUUUAUAAUUAUUUUUUUUUUGUAUCAAAAAGGGAUAUUGAGAUGAAAGAGCAAUUUUUUAUUAGUUUUUCUUUUCUUAAGAAAAAAAAAAGAAUUUUAAAAACUGCGAUUUGUUGCAUUAUUUUUUUCAUCAAAGGUAUAUUUUUUAAAAAUGUGAAAAAAAAAGGUUUUUCUUUUUUAACAAUUGAUGGUUGAAACGAACCAAUUACAUUCAGUAGGAUGAAAAAAACGACUCAUAUUAAAAAAGGUGCCCUGUACGAUAUCUUUAGAAAUAUCAUGGAAACGACAUACUAAAAAAUUCAGACAGCUUCAAUAACAGUCUGGAUUUUAGAGAGAAGAUAAUUUGGAUUCGAGAAUGGUGACAACGACAAAAAGUGAUGGUAAACAGGCAAAAUAAAAAAUUAAAAAUUAAAAUAUAAAAAUUAAAAUCAAUUUAGAAAGGCAAUACAAUCAGAAUUAAGGAAUUUCAUGAUCUUAAUGUUUUUAACAUUAUUGUUCGAUGCAAUAAGAUGAGUCACAGUCAUUGAACACAAUGUUUUAUUGAUAUAAUUUAAUAAAUAUAUUGAUAUACUGAUCAUGAACCUCUGCCUGACCAAAAUCACAAUUAAAUCUAUUUUACAACAUCGAUAUACAAGAGCUGAACAUUUGUUUUCUGUAUUACUAGUAGGAAUUUUGAAAGUAACAAUAAAAAGCUAUUCGCAGCCAUGAGAAAAGCUAUUGCUUAUUUCAGUGCAUUUUUUUAUAUUUUUAUUGCCGUCUGUUUAAGGAAUGGACGAAAUAAAUUUCUGUAACUCACAUUAUAAUGGUAACUCAGCAUUAUUUAUUUCAUCAAAGGUAUAUUUUUUAAAAAUGUGAAAAAAAAGGUUUUUGCUUUUUUAACAAUUGAAACGAACUAAUUACAUUAAGGAGGAUGAAAAAAACGACUCAUAUUAAAAUAGGUGCCCUGUACGAUAUCUUUAGAAAUAUCAUGGAAACGACAUACUAAAAAAUUCAGACAGCUUCAAUAACAGUCUUGAUUUUAGAGAGAAGAUUAUUUGGAUUCGAAAAAAAAAAAGAAUUUUAAAAACUGCGAUUUGUUUACAAAUAUUCAUUAUUUUUUUCAUCAAAGGUAUAUUUUUUAAAAAUGUAAAAAAAAAGUUUUUCCUUUUUAACAAUUGAUGGUAGAAACGAAACCAAUUACAUUCAUGAGUGGAUGUUUAUGGAAUGGACAAAAUAAAUUUCUGUAACUCAUAUUAUAAUGGUAACUCAGCAGUUUUCACAACUCUGCGCAAAUCUUUAUUAAAAUUAAGAAUUAAAAAACAAUGGCCUUUUAUCAAUUUAAUUUCCAUUAUUUUGCACAAUUUUCGCAGAUUUACUUCCACGUAUUUGGAAUUCAUAAAUUUGACUAUUACUGAAUUUUCGUUUCAUUUAAAUUUUAAUUUUAUUGAAUUCAUGACUUAAAUUUUGUAUAUAUAUCUUGUAAAAUUGAUUCAAUUCUGAUUUUGUUUCAAAUAAUGGGUCACGCAGAGCUUCAAAACAAACAAUCACAUACUAAAUUUAUACAAUGAAAUGAAGUCAAGAAAGUUAAAAUAAACUUAUUAUUUGCGCGUUUGUGGUCUUAGCACCAGAUGGUCAUGUUUAUAAUAUACAUCAUCAUUACUACAUGAUAUAAUCAUCAUAUAACAGAAAAUCUGCUUGCUGGCUCUAGAGCACCAGUAGCAUUUUAAGUUCAACAAUUAAAAAAACUUUUGGAAGAUUUAAAUUUUUAUACGACCGCAAAGUAAUGCUAUCACGUCGUCGUCCGAAGACAUUUGGUUUCCGGACAAUAACUUUAGUUUAUAUGAAAUUGAAACAAAAGGUUCAAUACCACAAAAGGAAGGUUGUGAUUGUUUUAGGGGGUGAUAGUCCCAACCGUUUAGGAAUUAGGGGCCCAAAAGGGGUCCAAAAUAAGCAUUUUUCUAGUUUCAGGACAAUAACUUGUGUAUAAGUAUUGUGAUUGCUCUGAAAUUGUACCACAAGGUUCAAUACCACAAGCAGAAGGUUGGGAUU